Messenger RNA from Rotaria sordida, 978 nucleotides. The record is from the annotation of a GenBank genome assembly. Lineage: Eukaryota; Metazoa; Rotifera; Eurotatoria; Philodinida; Philodinidae.
AUGGUAGAUAUAUCAAUAUCAUUUAUUGAACGUUUUUGGAUUUAUUUAAUAUCAAAUUUAGCAUCAAUUAUUUGUUCUAUAUUUGUACUCUAUUAUUUUCUGUUUAAUCGAAAACUUCGUCGAAGUUUACAUAAUCAUGUUAUUAUUGUUCUUCUUAUUAUAAAUUUAAUAACUGAGAUAACAGAUAUUCCAUGGAUAUUGUAUUAUUAUAAAAAUGGUGUUGUUUGGAUAUUUUCACCAUUAUUUUGUCAAUUUUGGAAAUUUAUCGAUGGUUCAACAUAUGUAACAAUAGCAAGACUUGUUGCAUGGACUUCAAUUGAAAGAUAUAUUCUAAUAUAUAAUGACAAUUGGAUGUCUACAAAAAAGAAAAAAAUACUUUUACAUUAUAUGCCUAUAAGUAUUAUUGUUAUCUAUGGAUUUAUUCUAUAUAUAAUUAUUAAUUUCUUUCUUUCUUGUAAUCAUCCAUAUUAUUCUACAAAAAUUUUUUGUGGAUUUUAUAGUUGUGCUUAUGAUAGUAGAGGAUAUUCUAUGUUUGAAUUUAUGACUGGUGGAAUAACAAAUGGAAUUAUAAUUGCUAUAUUUAGUUUGAGUCUUAUUAUUCGUCUAAUAAUACAAAAGCACCGUGUAAAUCAACAAGUUAAAUGGCGUAAACAUCGUAAAAUGGUUAUUCAACUAAUAUCAAUUAUAUUAUUAUUUUAUAUAUUCUAUUUGCCAAAUGUUAUAACAGGAAUUCUCUCUAAUUGUGGUGUUCCAUGGAGUUACACGGAAAAUUUUGUGGCUUAUGGACAAUUUUUUUCUUAUUACAUCCAUUUUCUACUUCCAUUUGUUUGUGCUGGAACAUUACCUAAUCUUAAAAACAAAAUCAAAAAUAUAUUAAGACUUAGCCCAUGUCAUAAACAUAAUACUGUUGAACCAAUUCAAAAUACUAUCCAACGUCGAGCAAUUGAUCAAAAUGAAUAUUUUAACAGGAAUUGUUAA